Molecule: messenger RNA, 1711 nt
Organism: Silurus meridionalis
Lineage: Eukaryota; Metazoa; Chordata; Actinopteri; Siluriformes; Siluridae
Gene: npffr1l2
Product: neuropeptide FF receptor 1 like 2
Exons: 4
Coding region: 124-1584 (486 amino acids)
Biological process (GO): G protein-coupled receptor signaling pathway
Cellular component (GO): membrane
Molecular function (GO): neuropeptide receptor activity; peptide binding
Source: RefSeq, a predicted model, not a curated record
AAUAUAAAAUAUAUAUAUAUAUAUAAAUCAGCUUGGCAGCAAGAUUCAACUAAAGACAUUGCAACUCUUAAAAGUUCUGCAUUUCUGCUCUAACUAAAGGUCUCAUCUGGUACAAACCCAGUGAUGAAUUCUCUGGAUAUCUGGGACAGCAUGCCUUUGGCCCUGACAGAUUCUGGGGCAUCAUCUGACCUAUCAGACCUCAAUAUGAAUUUCAGCCACCUGAACGUCUCCAUCAGCAACACCACAAACAUGACCGGGAACACCUACUACCCAUAUUACCAGCACUCUCUGCCUGUGGCAACCAGCCUGACCUUGGCUUACCUCUUCAUCUUCCUGCUCUGCAUGGUGGGGAACGGCCUGGUGUGUCUCAUCGUGCUGGAGAACCGGCGCAUGAGAACAGUCACCAACCUGUUUAUCUUUAACCUGGCCGUGAGCGACUUGUUGGUGGGGGUUUUCUGCAUACCGACUACACUGGUGGAUAAUCUGAUCACAGGUUGGCCUUUCUCCAACAUGGUGUGUAAGAUGAGUGGCUUGGUGCAGGGAAUGUCCGUCGCCGCCUCCGUCUUCACUCUAGUGGCCAUCGCCGUAGACAGGUUUCGCUGCAUCGUCUACCCCUUUCAGCCCAAACUGACUUUGCUGGUUGCCAAGUUGACCAUAGCGAUGAUUUGGGUGCUGGCAUUGGUGAUUAUGUGCCCUUCAGCAGCAACCCUGACUGUGGAACAUGUCAAGCAUCACUUCAUGGUACACAACCUGGACUACAACCAUACAUACCCACUCUUGUCCUGUUUUGAGAACUGGGCCGACCCUCACAUGAGGAAAGUCUACACCACGGUACUGUUCGCUCACAUCUACCUGAUCCCACUGACGAUCAUCACGCUCAUGUACGGCCGCAUCGGCAUCAAGCUCUACACCACAUCUGUCAUCUCCGUGAAUGAGCAGCAGGAAAGUAGUGGUGGUCAGACAACUGCCAGGCCUCUUAUCUCACACAAAAAGAUUAAGGUGAUCAAAAUGUUGAUCAUGGUGGCCCUUCUUUUUACGCUCUCCUGGCUCCCCUUAUGGAUCCUAAUGCUCCUGACGGACUAUGGAGGUCUGGAACAGGAGGAACUUGAACUUCUUUCCGGAUACGUGUUCCCGUUCGCACACUGGCUGGCGUUCUCAAACUCCAGCGUCAACCCGAUCAUCUACGGCUACUACAACGAAAACUUCAAGCGAGGGUUCCAGGCCGUGUGCAGGACCCAUUCAUGGUGCUGCUGCUGUUUUAUCAUGCCCACAGGGAGCAGAAGGGUUCACAGACCAGGCAGGGAAAAUAGGAGAGGGUCGGUGGCAAACUCGAACACUCCUACCCCUUUUGGAGCCAGAAACAGGGUGUACACUGAUGGUAACUUAAAGAACUGCAGUGCCAGCAUGGAUGAAGGGCAGAAGAGGGGCGGUUGUAGGCUCAGCAGCUCUGCCAGCAUGGACGAUCCCAGAUCUGAUAUGGUUAUUCAUACAAAAGGGGUUGCCAGCCAAAAAGGCCUGCAAAUGCAGGACCUGGAGAAGAUCAGUCCCAUUGGCAUGACUGUGAGUCAGGCCUGGGACCAGUAGAGACCAACAGUAAUUUAAAAUGUAUUAUAUUAUUUCUGUGAGCCUAAAACUACACAACUAUUUCCAGGAUUAAUACAGGGAUGCAGAUCAUGAGGGCCUAAGUGAGGACUAAUGAGAUCCAUCUCAU